This is a messenger RNA of Danaus plexippus (monarch butterfly), 1215 nucleotides long. Its product is annotated as endoribonuclease CG2145-like. Lineage: Eukaryota; Metazoa; Arthropoda; Insecta; Lepidoptera; Nymphalidae. The transcript has 6 exons. Gene Ontology annotation, molecular function: RNA endonuclease activity. The record is from RefSeq and is a predicted model, not a curated record. Bases 67 to 1116 code for a protein of 349 amino acids.
CGAGUCCGGUCUUGAGAUCACUAGUGCGCCGUAAUCGCGUUACUUUGAACGUAACAUUUGUCCAGGAUGAAGCUGGCGUUAAUUCUUCUUUUCUGCGUCGUUGCCAGCCAAGCUGAUGAUAUAGCAUCAGCUGCUGGCCAGAUCUUCAACAGCAUUCUCCCUAACCUGAUAAGUAAUUCAGUCACUGGUCAACAAGGUAACACCGCUACGAACACCUUGCAGCAAAUCGGUACCGUUGUGGGUGGGGUCGUCGACUACGCCAAGAAGAAGAGUUACGAAGAAAUGUUACGCCAAGUACAAGACUCCACUAGUGACGAAGACCUGCUUCGCGUCAGCGAGGAAAUGUUUAAUGCGGACGUCAAUAAUGCAUUCAACUACAUCCAGGUCAAUUUGCAAGGCAAAACCAGCCCCAUGUCUAAGAACGACGAAGCGCAAACACACCUCCUGAACGUGCCAGAGAAUGUUUGGAAUGGACCAACUAUCCGACCGUUCGUGGCGCUUUUUGACAAUUAUCACAAAAAUGUUAUACGACCAGAAUUCGUGACACCUAAUGAGGAAACGGAGCAGAUAACAUUUAUCAAUACUAUACUAGCGACGGGACCCAUGAGGAGUUUAAUGUCUUUGCUCGUCAGUAAAGGACUCAAUCAAAUGAACGAGUACAAUGAACAAGUUGAAUUAUUGAAGAAGAUCUGGUUCACGAAGUACGCUCGACACUGGACCGGUCUGUGCAAGUGUAGCUGUGCCUUCGAAAAUAUCUUCAUGGCUGAACUCAAGUCCAAUGAUGUUUUAGGUUUACACAGCUGGUUAUUCUUCGCAAAACGCGAGCUCGACAAUAAAGCCAACUAUUUGGGAUACAUUAACAAACUCGACCUUUCCGGAAAAGGGAUGAUUCUAAAACAACACUCGGUUCUCAGCGAAACGAAGGACGCGCCGGAAAUAACAAUGUUUGUGGGGACUUCCCCCGAGCUUGAAGUAGCUUUGUACACGCUGUGCUUCAUGGCGAGACCAAACCGUCCCUGUAAUCUGCGCUACAAUAAUAUCCCAUUCAGCAUUCAAACAAAAACAAUAAAGGCUGAAAACCUCGUGGUCAUUGACACCGCAUAUCCAGUUUUUUAAGUUCCAAAUUUGAAAUCACAGAUUAUGUUAGCCAUAGUCGCAGAUUACAUAUCUUUAUUAUUGACAUCUGUUAAUAAAUAAAUAAAACUGUAAAUCAUU